Symbiodinium pilosum is the source of this 1266-nucleotide messenger RNA. NCBI's taxonomy places the organism in Eukaryota, Dinophyceae, Suessiales, Symbiodiniaceae. The record is from the annotation of a GenBank genome assembly.
GAUGCUCCUGGGAGACCCCUGCCAUUGCUGUACAUGCUGGGCCUCGACGACCCUCCUACUUGGCGAGCGGCUGUUUUUCUGCUGAAGGCUCGGGCCGGCGGCUUUAUGAUUGCUGCCCCACACUUGGAAGGUAUCAUCAGCUUCUUUGCCGCCAUUUCGGAAGAAGCCGAAGGCCAGGUCGAUGGUCCACUGCCGGUUGUUUGGAAGGUCGUGUCAGUGGCUUGCGAGACAAGCCGUCGGCGGAGGGUUGGCGAAGUGUCCAUGGUGCUGGCAGACCUAAGCUGGGCGCAUCUUGUCUACUUCAGGCGAGCCACGGCAUCGCGACCACCUGCUGGAGCCGCCUUGCUGGCUUUGACUCACGAGGAAACAGCUGUCCGCCCCAUGCCAGGGCCAGCCAGGGAGGCUGCCGACGAAUGGGUGACGGAGCAAUUGAGCGACGCCACCUUUUUAGAAUACGCUACAGCAGAGGAACUUCAAGAAGACUUUCUCGAGGAUGCCGAGCCUCCCGAAGAGGAAGAUACUGUGGAGUCUCUCCGUGCACGCAUCCGGCAGAUGGAGUCCGCACAGGGUGCGAUGAGGGCCCCACAGCCCCCAUCACACGGCCCGCGGCAGACACGACCUUUGCUGGAAGCAGUGCCGGAGGCUGGAGCGACUUUGUCGGCGGAGGACUGGCAAAAGCUGCGAGCCGUGGCAGGCUCACCGCCGACACGUCUUGCAGGGCACGAGCGAGCUCCUCGGGCAACAGCGGCGGACAACGCCCUGGCCGAAGAGGAGCUGGAAGUCAGCGAGAUGGCACCUGCCACUUCGACAGAUGGGGAUCCCAUCACGGCAGCUGUGUCUUCUGGAAGCGGCGGGGACAACGUGCCAGGCAGUUCUUACGUGACCAAAGGCAUUGCGGCAAGGGAGGCUUUUCUGAACGUCUUCGAUCAUCCUGCGGAGUUUGCCGAAGGGGUGGCGCGGAGAGCUCAGCAAGAGCUUGGGCUCAGCACCCAAGAACCUGGACUGAUGCGCAUGUACGCCGAACGCAAGAUACCAAUGAAGGAGCUGAAGACGGUGCAAAUCUUCACCCAUUUUCUGGCUCACCAGUGGGAGGCCUACGUGGACUACUUGGAGAGCCGGAUGAAGCAGAGCCGCCCUUCAGGUCACCAGGACGCGCCGCCCGACAAGAGCGACGACCCGGAGGACAAGCAACCCAACAAGCCCAGAAGGCCACCCAGACGGGCCAAGGCCAUAGCAGACAAGCCGGGAGACAAGUCGGAGAAGUGA